GCAUUUUCCCGCCAAAAUUCAUGAUAGACCAUUAAAUUUUCUAUUCUGAUUUCUGAAUUCAAAAAACUUCAAUCAAAUCAAAGUUACUCUAAAUAUUCGAUUUAUCAACAAAUAAUAAUUUAAUUUUUCGUUAUUUUAUUAUCGGAUUAUUCUUAAAUAUUACUAUUUUAAUGAUACUCAAUAUAAUAACAAUAAGUAAACUUUGUUUAAAAAAAUGCCCAGUGUUUCAGCGUUGACUCUUUAGCUGAAAAUUUCUUAAGACUUAAUAAUUAAAAUAACUUAAAACAUGAAAAUUGACAGCAAACCCCUGCGAUAUGCUCAUGCUGAAGGUCAUACAGAUGUGUGCUACACAGAGGAUGGAAAGCACAUAAUAACAUGUGGCCACGACGGAGACGUGAGAAUAUGGCUGGAUAUAGAAGACGAUGAUCCGAAUUCGCACUGCGUUGGUGAGAAUGCGCUUGCAGUGUGUUUCAAAGACAACCGGCUGUUUGUGGCUACUGACAACCAUGCAGUGCAAGCUUAUACCUUUCCAGCAUUUGAUAAAGAUGGAAUUAUAUCUAGGUUCACUGCACCAGUCACGCAGAUUAUGUCUAAACCAAAAAUUGAGGUAUUAGGAUGUACAUCAGAAAACAUGGAAGCAAAGAUCUGCAGUCUGGAAGGGGGUGCACCAUUGUUUGUGAUGUCAGACCACAAGGGGCCUGUACUGAGUGUGGCAAUAUGCCCGCACAUGAAGUAUGCAUGCACAGCUUCAGGAGAUGGUGCUCUGAGGAUCUGGGAUAUAGACACACAAAAAGUUGUGAAAGAGGUGUCAUGUGUUCCAAAGAUUAACACAUUUUUUGCUGCCAAAGUGUUAUGUCGCAUGGAUUUUGAGCCAUCUGAAGGAAAAUAUUUAGCCUACCCCCAUAAUAGAGAAAUUAUUAUUCUGGACAGUGAAAGUUGGAGUCAACGAAUGACAUUCACACACAAUACAAUAAAAUGUGCCAUAUCCCAAUGUCUGUUCUCACCAUGUGGGCAGUAUUUAGCCGGAAGCACAGUGGCUGGUCAAAUAGCAGUGUGGGAGGUGGAUUCUGGGACUUGUAUAGGAAUUAUUGAACACCCAACUUCACAUAAGGUAUCUGCUAUGGCUUGGAAUCCUAAAGGUAAUGGCAUGCUUGUUUAUUGCGAUGUAGCUGGUCAAUUGGGCAUGUUGGUGAACUGUUACGGCAAGGACAGUAAAGGGGCAGAUGAAGAUGAUAUUGAAAUGGUUGAAAGAGCUGAGGGUGAUGACGACGAAAUAUUGGACAAUCUGAUUGAGAACUACGAAAGUGAUGAUGACAACGCAAUAUCUUUGGAGAAGAUAAAAAACGAAACCCUCGGUAUAACCGACAAAGGCGACUCGCGACCAGUAUCGGUGGUCCCGCCGCCAGCGCUCGCCACUGUGCCGCCGCAAGCACCCUUCCAACCCUCUGCUACCCCCAUACACUUAGAACAUAGAUACAUGUGUUGGAAUGACGUCGGCAUCGUGCGUUGUCACACCGGAGAGAACGGAGAGUCGAGUAUAGAUGUAGAGUUCCAUGACUCUGGCGUCCACCACGGCAUCCACCUCAACAACUACCUCAACCACACCAUGGCGAGCCUGUCCUCUCAUGUCUUGGCUCUUGCCUGCGAGACGCCGAGUAAACUGGUGUGCAUAUCGUUAGUGGGCAGUAGCAAGGAAUGGAGCGUGUCUAUGCCUGACACUGAGGAGAUCCUUUGCGUGGUCGCCACCAGCGGCUUGGUCGCUUGUGCCACCAACGCCAGGCUGCUCAGGCUCUUCACUCCGUGUGGAACCCAGAGACAGGUGAUAUCAUUAGCCGGUCCCGUCGUAGCUUUGGCGGGAUUCAACACAACAGUGAUUGCCACCUACCACCACACAGACCCCGGCCUCUCAGACCAACAUCUUGCCAUGGAUAUUGUCGCUCUUAAUGGUCGUCAAGUUCGAAGCAAAACAGUCCUUCUGCCCUUAACGCCAGGGUCCAAAUUGUCUUGGCUCGGCACCACAGACGUAGGCUCACCGUGCGCAUACGACAACACCGGCGUACUGAGACUCUAUGACGUCGCCAGCGGCGUGUGGAUGCCGAUAUGCGACUCCACCACACAUUCGAAAGGAGCUUCGGACUCUUGGUUCAUAGUUUCGAUAAGUGAGUCAACACAGAAGGUGCGAGCUAUACUUUGCCGAGGGACAUCUUUCCCUCUAACUGUGCCUAAGCCUAUAGUCGCUGAACUGUCUAUACAGAUUCCCCUAUGUGAACUGGACACAGAGAAGGGUCAAUAUGAAGAGCAGUUAGUGCGGUGGGCUCACACUACAUCAGAAGUUGAUGUGAAGACAGCCAGAGAAACUGCCCUUAAACUAUUUGCUCUCGCUUGUCGAAGUGAAAUCGAACAAAGAGCACUAGAACUAAUGGAGCUUCUGAAAGACGACCGCUUGCUCCCACUUGCGGCCAAAUACGCGUCGCGAUUGGGCCGAAUGCAUUUGGCCGACAAAUUGUCGAAUUUGGCCGAAACUUGGGAGAGAGACGCCGACAAAUUCAACGUGGCCCAAAACUCUCACUUCCAAGAGCUGGAAACUCAGGAAACUUAUGACGUAACUAACACAGAACAGGACCUGAACGCAAGUCUGAUUAUACCACAGAAAACGGUUAAGAAGAGAAUUGAAAGUGACACUCCCAUUAAACCAGUCCCAAUAAAAUCAUCGCCCGGCGGCGCGCGAAACCCUUUCAGAAAACAACAGGAUACAGCAAAGGUAGUUCAGAGCCCUCUGACAUUGACCGAGAGAACUCUUGUGGAGGUGCACGCUACUGAAGAACAGACAGAAAAUAACGAUCCUUUACAACCAACCGAAGGAGAAACAUUCGUGGACUGGUUUUCACGUAACAAACCAACAUUGGAAAAGGAAAAUCCCACCCUUACCCCCUCAGAGUUAACUCGACAUUGUGUGAGGACAUUCAAAGGGUUGCAGACUAAAAAUACAGACAACGGCCUAAAACGGAAGCUCAAUGACAGUACUGAGGAGACUCCAGUUACAAAUGCAUCAAAACAGUCGAAACUUAGUGCUUUUGCAUUCUCAAAGAAGACUUAAAUUAGUGUAUCAAAUAGGAGGAAUAAUUCAGGUAUUUAUUUUUUUUAUACUAGAGGACCCCGUCAAGCUUAGCUUUGACUUAUGUGUAUUUCUUCCCUAUCCCUAUUAUACUGCUGCCCUACCAUUUUUUUUAAUUUUCUUUCUGUUCUGUUUCUGUCAAAGUAUAUUCUAAAAAAAUAAUUACCAAAAUUGGUUCAGUUGCUCUCAAGAUUUGCGCUUAGCAACACAUUUACCGAAUCCAUUUUAUGUAUUAGAUUUGCUAGCAGCUAUACCACCCACAAAUUUGUUCUUAGUAUUUCAGUUAAAAAAUCUUAUUCCAGUGAAGCUAUCAUUGGUAUAAGCCAGAAUUAAAUUGAAUACUCCCAACAGUUAAAAUUUAAUGCCUUUGCUUUCUCAAAAAAUACUAAAACAAGUGAUUAGGAGUAAGACUGAGUGAGUAUUUAGGUAUUUAUACCUUUUAUAUUUCUUAUACUAGCAGACACACGCGAUUUUGUUUUGUUCCGCGAUCAGUCAAAAAAUCUUGAAGAUAGUGAAGCUAAUACUCUUCUUGGGUAGUGUGACAAAAGACACUUAGUCGGAGGAAAAGGGUUACAAGACAUAAUGUAAUGUAAUGAUAUAUAAACAAAAAAUAUUAUGUGUUAUUCUGGUGUCUAAUUAUAAAAAUGUCAUCAAAAUUCGUUCAAUAUUUUUUGCCGGAAAGUAUAAUAUUCAUUUAACAAAUGUCCAUAUUUUAAUAAUAUUAGUAAAAAUUUUUCAACAAACCAUAUUCGAAAUCAAAAUAACAAUAAUACAAUAAAAUGGACUUGAAUGAGACAUGAGGAUUAUUGUUAUUAGUUUAUAAUGUUUUGCAAACAUUCAUUUGUUUUAAAACAUACAAUACAAUUUUGUUUCUGUACUCAGUGUUUAUAAACAAUUGAUUGUUUGUCUGUGAAAUAAAAAAACAAUAUUACCCUCAUUGAAAACAUAUAUUUUCGUGUUAAAUUGUAGUUCAUUAAUAUUUUACUGUGAAUAGAAUAAAUAAUUCAAUGUAUUUAUUUUAUUGAUAAAGAUUCAUUGUAUGUAUGUAUAUUAUAUUUACGGUAUUUUGUAAUUGACUGCAGGACAGAUUGUAAUUUAAGUAUUACUAAAUAAGAAAUUGAGAUAUUUUUGAACAAUUAUAUAAAUAUUGACAAAUACAAUUUUUCAAACAAA
Molecule: messenger RNA, 4288 nt
Organism: Bicyclus anynana (squinting bush brown)
Lineage: Eukaryota; Metazoa; Arthropoda; Insecta; Lepidoptera; Nymphalidae
Gene: Ctf4
Product: WD repeat and HMG-box DNA-binding protein 1
Exons: 16
Coding region: 287-3097 (936 amino acids)
Biological process (GO): DNA-templated DNA replication; mitotic cell cycle; DNA repair
Cellular component (GO): nuclear replication fork
Molecular function (GO): chromatin binding; protein binding
Source: RefSeq, a predicted model, not a curated record